UGGGCAAGAGCCCAACCCAUUGUCAUUCUUUAUCCUCUCUCUCUCAUUGUCAUCCAUGGAGUCUCUUUCGACUGUGUUCUUCGGUUCUCCUCCUCUCCAAAACCAUCUUAAAACCCAGAAUCCUAUCAACUCUAAACCACGCUUAUUUCUCCAAACGCUCAUUCCUUCUUCUUCUUCAUCAACUUCUCAGCUUCAUCUUUCCAAUUCUCUUCAAACCCAUUUGUCUUCUUCCUCCGAUAACAUCCAUCAACCAAACACUGACCCCCCUUCAAACCAUCUUCAAACUAAUCACUUUCUUCUCAAAAGGUUUCCAUUUUCUCAAACAUUAGCUAAAACCCACUUCUAUUUUGUGCUCACUGAGCUUAUUACCAAUAAUUAUACUCCUCCAUGUUUUGCGUCUGAAUCUCUAGUCUCCUCCUCAACUGAUCAAGUUUCAGCAAACAAAAUCGACUUGGAAGCACUCUUAGUCACAAUUGAUAAUUUUUUUAACAGAUACCCUUUUUUUGUUGCUGGGUGUACUUUCAUUUGGUUGGUUGUUAUACCUUUAACCCAAGAGUAUUUCAGAAAAUACAAGUUCAUAUACGCCAUUGAUGCCUUUAGAAAACUGCGAGACGACCCAAAUGUGCAGCUCUUGGACAUUAGGGACCAGAAGAGUUUGAGGUAUCUCAAGUCCCCAAAUUUGAAGAUCAUAAAUAAGAGCGUAGUGCAAGUUCAAUUUUCAGAGGAUGACACAGAUGGGUUUAUAAAGAAGGUUUUGGAAAACUUCAAAGACCCAGCAAAUACUGUUAUCUGUAUUCUGGACAACCUGGAUGGCAAUUCCCUGAAAGUGGCUGAAUUAUUGUUCAAGAAUGGAUUCAAAGCGGCUUAUGCAAUCAAAAACGGAAUUGCAGGCAAAAAGGGGUGGAUAGAAAUACAAGAAACUCUUUUGCCACCUUCUACACAUAUCUAUCCCAAAAAGAGGAAGAUUAAACAGUCAGAAGAACCUGUAACGAAUGGAGUUAUUGGGAAUAGUGAAGAUGAAAAUAAGGUCACCUCUACUAGACCUGGUUCCACAGCAGACAAUCAAGGUAGCGAUCGGGGACAUGUAGCUAAGACCACAGAGUCCAUUUUAACAACCAAAAAUGGUGCCAAAUCAUCCUCCCCUUACCCCAAUUAUCCAGAUUUGAAACCUCCGUCCUCCCCAACUCCAUCAAAGCCCUCAAAAUGAAGCUUCUAACCUUGUUGCCUCAAUUUUGACAGAACUGUUCAGUAGUAGAGUUGUGUAAUAUCUGUCAUUAGUGCAGUAACUCUUGCCUUUCUUGGCAUUUACGUAAAAUAUUUACAUUGUAAAUUGUACCAAGUAUACCUUUUCAUUUAUUUAGUCUUAAUAUUU
Humulus lupulus (European hop) is the source of this 1372-nucleotide messenger RNA. Its product is annotated as rhodanese-like domain-containing protein 4A, chloroplastic. The transcript has 4 exons. The record is from RefSeq and is a predicted model, not a curated record. Bases 56 to 1207 code for a protein of 383 amino acids. NCBI's taxonomy places the organism in Eukaryota, Viridiplantae, Streptophyta, Magnoliopsida, Rosales, Cannabaceae.